AUGAUUACAAAAUACUUCACCAAAGUCGUUGUCAAAUUCAAUCCCCUAGACAAAGGUGGUAAAAACGGGAGAUUAUUCCUUUCACAGAUCCCACCAGCUUUAAAAGGUGCAUGUUCUAUAGAUCAUGAAUUAUUGAAUGCUACUUCUAAAAAUGCACCAAUAAUUAAAGUCACCUUCAAGGAUAAGAAAUCAUUAGAAACAGAUCCAACAAAAGGUAGUAUCAAUGAAAUUGCAUCUUUUUUCGAUCGUCAUUCAAGACAAUUACAAUUCAAAGAGUCUAUUGAGAAAUAG
Messenger RNA from Hansenula anomala, 291 nucleotides. It is a transcript of the gene MRPL44, whose product is annotated as mitochondrial 54S ribosomal protein mL53. NCBI's taxonomy places the organism in Eukaryota, Fungi, Ascomycota, Saccharomycetes, Phaffomycetales, Wickerhamomycetaceae. Bases 1 to 291 code for a protein of 96 amino acids. Gene Ontology annotation, molecular function: structural constituent of ribosome. The record is from RefSeq and is a predicted model, not a curated record. The transcript is spliced from 2 exons. Gene Ontology annotation, cellular component: mitochondrial large ribosomal subunit.